AUGUCGCUACAUUCUGUGAACAUUAACGACAUACUGCCAUAUGUAGCGUUGACUACAAUUUUCGAUAAGUUAACAGUCAAAGAUCACAUGGCAAUUAUGACCACUUGCAAAUAUUGGUACGAAAUUCUAAAUGAAGGACGAUUCCUCCGGCAACGCCGCUUUAAGCUCUACAUGAAAACCCUUUGCGACGGUGGUGGUGAUGGUGGCGUCGGUUUGUGGAACGUCGAACAGAUGCAACGGUACCGGGCCUUCUUGAUUUCGGAUACAUACCCAACCAGUAUUUUGGGAUACGUGCCGACGGAGCAGAAGCCAGAGUUUUUCAAAGCGUUGCGAGCUUUUCUAUCUAGGGAAGAAGUGAUGGCCAAUGUUGAGGACCUGUUUUUUAGAAUGGACCAAUACUCACUUUGCGAUGUAUUUGACAAUACAAAAUCUUGGCAUUUUCCAAGGCUGAGAAGAAUUAUCUAUCACGCUUCAUUGUGGUUUAAUAGCAAUGACAACAUCAAAAUAAAAGCUCCGAACCUUAGACAGCUGGAGAUUGUAGACCCGAAAAUGACACUAACUCCGUUGGUGAGAAUAUACAGCCGUCAGAUCCGAGAGCUCGAUAUGAAGUUUCAGGAUCAGGAAAUCCUGUUCAAAGCAAUCGAUAACGAUACAUUGAUUAAUCUGCACAGCUUAACGCUAAACACUGCCACUGGAAACCAUCUCCCUAAAGUAUUCCAAACGUAUGAUUUCAGCGCCAAUCAGAAGACAAUAUUUGCUCGGUUGAAGUAUCUGAAAAUAUGCGACGACGAUAGCCUAUUUUUCGCGAUUUAUGAGGAUAUUUUCCACUAUGUUUUGAACUUGGAAACGUUGAUCAUCAUUGGCAAGGACAUGAGUGCGGGUUCGUUCAACGCGAUAAGUAACAUCACAAAGCUGAAGAAACUAUGCUUAAUGGUUAACAUACUCGGAUACUACGACGUGAAUAAAUUAUAUCUUCCGAAACUCGAGAGGCUAACAACGUACAUUGGUUCAUUCGCACCGCUGGGAAGUGUUCCGAUGUUGAGAUGGUUAUGCAUCAAGAGUCACUGCUGGAUCAGGCCGAAAAUUAUGCCCGUCAAGGGGGAUGCCUUGCAAACAUCUCUACACCUUAUCAGUCAGCAGCUGGAGGUACUGCGUCUCAGCCGAGUGGAUGUGGACCCUACACUUCUCGAUUUGAUACGGGGUUUGACAAAUCUGAGGGCAUUGGAAAUGAGAUUCGUUAAGGUGCACGAUUCCGAUGUAAUGGAGAUUCUCCACAAGCUACCCGCGUUGCAGGUUUUUUCCAUGAGUUGGUGUAAUCUGGUGAAGUAUCCCGAGCAUCAGUACGACUGGCACUGGAAGCAAACUAUGUACCUAGAGGACGAAGAAAAGAGAGACUUCUUCGAGACGCUGAAACUUGAUCUCCCGGACGUAUCUAUCAAAGAAAUUGAAACCAACUGGAAUUGCACUGGGUAGCCGGCAGAUGUCCGAUGUGUUUGGUAAUGGGUUUAGUACUUUUUGUAUAUGGCCACUUUCCUGAAAUAUA
This is a messenger RNA of Toxorhynchites rutilus septentrionalis, 1543 nucleotides long. RefSeq lists its product as uncharacterized. The transcript is spliced from 2 exons. Bases 1 to 1473 code for a protein of 490 amino acids. NCBI's taxonomy places the organism in Eukaryota, Metazoa, Arthropoda, Insecta, Diptera, Culicidae. Gene Ontology annotation, molecular function: protein binding. The record is from RefSeq and is a predicted model, not a curated record.